UCUUCCUACCACCCCCCAUCCUCUCUUGCCUUUGCCAUGGCUGCCAUACUCCUCCUCCUCUCCCUCCUCACUUUCACCGUUCAUGUCCUCUCCGAUCUCCCCGCCACCACUCCCCGCACCUCCUUCUACCUCUCACCCAAUACCCUCUUCUCCAAUUACGACAAGAUGCUCCACUCUUUCAAAAUCUUUGUCUACGAGCCACCCUCCCCCUUCACCGGAGCUAAUGUCUUCACCACCACGCCGGAGUCUCAAUUCUACACGUCUCUCCUCCGCAGCCCGUUCGUGACCGAUGACCCUAGCCAGGCUCACCUCUUCUUCAUCCCUUUCCCUUCCUCUCUCUCCACGCGCAAUCUCGCGCGUCUGGUGAGAAAUAUUCGUAUUACUUUCCCUUUCUGGAACCGAACGCUAGGUGCCGAUCACUUUUACCUCUCAGCCGCCGGCGUUGACUCUUCCUCCGACAGAAACGUUGUCGAAUUGAAGAAGAAUUCCAUUCAGAUCUCUUGUUUUCCGACGUCUUCCGGUUUGUUCAUCCCGCAUAAGGACAUAACCCUGCCCCCCAUACACCCCUUCCAAACAAUGCCAUCGGUCAACUCGACACCGGCGUUUCUCGGUUAUAUGAAACUAAGCAAGCAAAGUCCGUUUAGUUUGAUUGAAGAAAUUAAGGAUGAUCCACAGUUCAAGGUUGAAUACGCGCCGGGGAAUAGAAGGGGGGAAUUCAUGAAGAACAGUAGAUUCUGUUUAUUUAUGUACGGCGACGAUAUGACGUGGAUGGUGGAGGCGAUGGGUGCAGGCUGCGUGCCGGUGGUGGUCACCGACCGUCCGAUUCAGGAUCUGCCUUUGAUGGACGUGAUGAAGUGGUCGGAGAUUGCCGUGUUUGUUGGUUCAAGUGGUGGGGCCAAGGCGCUGAGAGGGGUGUUGGACGGAAUAGAGAAAAGUAGGUACGAUGAGAUGAUGGAAUCUGGUGUGGUGGCAACACAGCAUCUAGUAUGGAACACGGAACCACAGACGCAUGAUGCGUUUCAUAUGAUUCUUUAUCAGCUGUGGCUGAGACGGCAUACCAUCAGAUACGCCAGAUGGGCUGAGCAGUAGUAGCUCUUCCACCUCUUUUUCUAUUUUUAGUUACACUCAUCAACCCACGAAAUAAAACAUUUAUUUACCACUAAA
Messenger RNA from Cynara cardunculus var. scolymus (artichoke), 1164 nucleotides. RefSeq names its product probable glycosyltransferase At5g25310. The coding region runs from base 37 to 1089 and encodes 350 amino acids. NCBI's taxonomy places the organism in Eukaryota, Viridiplantae, Streptophyta, Magnoliopsida, Asterales, Asteraceae. The transcript has a single exon. Gene Ontology annotation, molecular function: glycosyltransferase activity. The record is from RefSeq and is a predicted model, not a curated record.